Molecule: messenger RNA, 2370 nt
Organism: Penicillium oxalicum
Lineage: Eukaryota; Fungi; Ascomycota; Eurotiomycetes; Eurotiales; Aspergillaceae
Exons: 5
Coding region: 1-2370 (789 amino acids)
Source: RefSeq, a predicted model, not a curated record
AUGGAUCGGCCAGCGUCGACGCCCACUUAUCGGUUGGUUCGACCGCCGCGGCUUAUCUUCGCAUCUCCAACCUCCACACGACGCGUCCAUUACGACGCCGUUCCUCCCACAAUGGCUUCCACGCGAGAGGAGCGGCUGCAAAUGCGCCAGCGCGGCGCUGGAACGCACAAGACGAAAGCAAUUGAUUUUGGAUUCUCCUUUGGCGGAGAAGCCGGAGGGUCCUCGAUUCUAGGACCACAGGCUCAAUUACCGGUACCAGUGCGUUCAGCGCAAAUUGAGAAUGCGCCGACCGUCGCAACAUCCCCGAGCUUGCAGCCGAAUGCCUCAGUUCAGCGCACCCCUGGAAGCGCACGAAACGAUCUGCCCGGCCGUCCCUCGCCGUAUGAUAUACCUGUUGAAGAUGAUUCGGAUAGAAUGCGCAGCAAUAAAAGGAGAAAAAUUGGGCCAUCAACACGAAAAUCGACCACUCCGCUGCGCGCACCAGCUUCCGACAUUGUGAACGCAAAUUCAGAAAAAGAUCAACUUGGAUUGAUCACCAAACGUUCUAGCGACAUUCCAAAUGCUUCCGGUGAAAGCCCGCUGGCUAGUCGGCCUGGCAGGCGUGCCCAAUCGCAGGCGAGCGACGAACGAUCACAAUUGGGAGAGAGGCAGGAUGAUCUUGGAAUAAGAGAGGUCGACAAAUCGCCUGCAGGCCCUUCCAAAAAUAAGCCUACAAGCCCAGACAAUACAAACCUAGGCCCAUUGGAGGUGUCGUUACGAGAAAAGCAGCCUGUCGCCGACCUAGUCGAUUCGUCCCGGUCGCUACCGCAGAGGCGCCGCCAAAGCCAGUCACCUCUGGAAGCGACAGGCCCGGCAAGGAAGAAGCCAACCCGGGCUGCCAGCCAAAAAACGAGAAAAUCCAUUUCCCCAACCGCUGCGACAUCCCCCGAGAGAACGGAUCCCGGGCGCAUUGACACCACCACCGAUGGCCAGGUACACCAGCUAUCACGACAGAGUAGUCCAACCCGGGUGGAUUCCUCGCGAGCCGCUCAGCAUGAGCACUCUCCCAGUGCAAGGAACGAGGACCCGCAGCCCCCACGUGACCUGGAGAUAGAAACGACGCUUGAGCACGAUAGUGUCCCUCCAAAGGGCAAAUCGAAAAACCGACGUAUCAACAGGAGAAGUUCUCCUGCUCAAGUGAUAGCGAACUCCAACGGGGAAGAGGGGGUGCGAAAUGCCGAAGUCGCACAGCCUCAAACCAAGGAACAUGUUGAGCCCGGAGUUCGCGCGCAGAAAAAGCGCACUCAACGGAAGAUGUCACCCAGCGCGAGAAAAAACAAAUCACAAGCAGAAACGGGGCGUUCAAAGAGUUUUGCUGAAACUGAGCCGCCCGAGGUAUCAACAGCGGGCGCUCGAACUCGGCGAGGUAACAAGAAGAAAGACACACGUCUAUCAUCCGAAGCUCCACCCGGGAACACUGCAACCCAAGUUCCUCAAGCGUCUGAAACGGACGAUAACAGAAGAGCCGAAAUGGAAGCAGGUUCUUCUCAAGCUCAGCCCGCGCCGCCGAAGAAAAGAAAGGGCAAGCGUACCACCGACGCGCCUACAACAGAUAAGGGGGAGCAGGUCGAGUCAGAGGUCUCGGACAAGCCGAAACGAAAAGCGAGGGCACCGAGGGGUGACACCGUGCCAGUCACAGUCCACCGUCUGGUUAAUGCGGCCGCUUUGGGUGCACCUGAGACGACCGCCGAGGGAUCUGCCGAUGAUGCCUCGUCUCGCGCUCAUGUCAAACUGCCCGCUCGAGGGGGUGUCAAUGCCGCCGAUGUUCUAGGCCAGAUUUGCCGAGAGACCCUUGAAAAGACUCUGGAGAAGCUCGGAGCCGGCAUUGAAAACGAGGACAAUGCCCAGAAACGAGCUGAGUGGUCACGCAAGCGGAAAGCCGUUGAGGAGUUUGGUACGGAGUUAGACAAUCGCUUGAUGGACAUCAGCGAGGUUUUGGACAGCAAUUUCGCAUUGGCCACGCAAUUACGGAAAGCCAAACGUGACAUGAUGGACCUUCGCAAUCAUUUGUACCAAGUGCGCAAAGAACGGGAGAUUGUCGCAAUACAGAUGGAUGCCGUGCGAGCGAAGCACAUGGAGGAGGAAAACGCACAGUCGGCUCGCAACACCAUCAACAAUUCGCUUCACAGCCUCGAUAUGGCCCUGGACCGGUCGCAGACUCGCGCUGAAUCCGGUGAUGGAACGUCAUCGUCUGAUCUUGAAUUUAUGCUUCGUACCGUGGCCGACAACGUAAGCUGUCGAGCACCAGGCGCGCAGGGAGGCCUGUUGAACCAGAUUCGAGCCUUCAACCACCAAUUGGAGGCCACAGCACGACGCCUGGAGCGAUCAUGA